AUGAUGAUCACAAAUCAAAGUGAGCAAUUGAGUGAGGAGUUAAAUUUUACUGCUUUUAUUGAUUUGUGUCGUUUGUGUUCGAUAAGAAACGGUCCAAGACUGAAUAUUUUCGAGAAAGAGGCCGAAGACAGACAAUUGCUGUUCAAACUACGAACUGUGUUACCAAUUACAAUUUCUAAAGAGGAUUUGUUGCCGAAGAAGAUUUGCGAACGUUGCGUCAACAAAGUCGAACAAUUCUUCGAAUGGCGCUCGAACACAAUUCAAACGGAUCUCAUUUUUCGUAACUACGCGGAAUCAAUGAGGGCUGUAACAGCCACAAUUAAUUUUCAGGAUGGCAGUGUAAGUAUAGAAAAAAUGACGCCAGCCCAAAAGAAUGCUUACCUCGAAGCUCAUAUGGCGGUUCAACAACAUAUGGCCCAUGCAGCUUUACAAAACUCCUCGACUUCUCAUAUCAUUGUGAAUCAGCAACAAUCGUCGUCACAGUCACAAAAUACUUCCCAGCAACAAGUUCAAAUCACGCAGCAGCAGCAUCAGCAAUUGAAACAAUUGAAGCAGGAGAUUUCUUCACAAGAGCAUCAAAUUAUUCCAAUUACUUCGACGAAUCCUCCUCCUCUCGUCAGUACAGUAGUUCAACAGUACAUAAGCACAAUUAAGGUUCCCCAGGUCGUAACGUCGUCAGUUCCUCAGGCAACUACAGUUACAGCAACUCCUGCGACGCCUUCGAGCUCUGAAAGUACAUUUACUGUGCCCGACGAUGGAAAUAUGGGAUACGAAGGAGGAGUCAGGGUCUUACAAAGUCUCGGCACGUGGGCUCCUGAAAUCCCGAUGAACAUUCCAAAACCUAAUUUGAUUCCUUUCACCGAACCUUACACGGAAGGAGGUUCAAUGCAUCCUUCAAGUCGCUUAAAAGCCCUUCAACAAGUACAACAAGCUUCCACGGGACGCAAAUCGUCAAUUAGAAACCCCACAAAUAAGGCUUUCGAAUGUACCUUUUGCGGCAAGGGACUUGCACGAAAGGAUAAGUUAACAAUUCACAUGAGAAUCCAUACGGGCGAGAAACCCUACAUCUGUGAGGUUUGUAACAAAGCUUUUGCUCGUCGAGACAAACUUGUGAUCCAUAUGAACAAGUUUAAGCACAUUACGCCGACCAAUAUUGCGCCUCUUGGGAAACGAAAGAAUCAAAUAGUAACGAUGAUCAAAAAAGAAGAUGUCAAAUCCUCCAUAUCACUCACGAUACCGGAAAAUAAGAUAAUAACUAUCGUACAAAACUCGCUGGCAACUUCAAAUACUUUGCAAACAGCCACGCAGCAAGUUACCAUUCAGCAAAAUCAUAUCCAAACACAACAGCAGCCAGUUACUCCUCAGCAAAAUCAACAACAACAGCAGCAGCAGCCUCAGCAAGAAACAAGCCAAACGACAACGUUAUCUUCCAUUGCGAUUCCGAGUCUCUAUUCGCAGCAAACGGUUCAAACGCAACUUUCGUGGACUUGUGAGCUGUGUGGCAAAAUGCUUCCUAACCGAGAGGAAUGGUCAAUUCAUGCCAAGAGUCAUUUGGAGGUAAGUUAA
This is a messenger RNA of Culicoides brevitarsis, 1566 nucleotides long. Its product is annotated as early growth response protein 1-B. Lineage: Eukaryota; Metazoa; Arthropoda; Insecta; Diptera; Ceratopogonidae. The transcript has 3 exons. The record is from RefSeq and is a predicted model, not a curated record. Gene Ontology annotation, cellular component: nucleus. Gene Ontology annotation, biological process: regulation of transcription by RNA polymerase II. Bases 1 to 1566 code for a protein of 521 amino acids. Gene Ontology annotation, molecular function: DNA-binding transcription factor activity, RNA polymerase II-specific; zinc ion binding; RNA polymerase II cis-regulatory region sequence-specific DNA binding.